AUGUCUUCGAUCGUCUCAGAGGAAGAUGCUGCUUCUAUCAGCGCACCAUCGACUGGCCCCGAUGACUCCUACCGUUAUGGAACGCGCUACGAAGGUGAAGUCAAAGGAGACGUUAGAGCGAGGCGGCCAUCAAGGCCGUCAACCUCGCAAAACCCGCGGAGGCAGAAAAAAUCAGAUGAGCGCCCUGAGGAAGGAAAGGUUCCAGGCACCAACAAGCACUACAAGCACUAUGACCUUGGCACGAAUGCAUCUGAAGUGUACAUGGAGUUCCCAGAUGGUUUGAGAAGAGGAGUAAUGCCGCCCCCGAACAAACGCGUGUACAGAGACAUCGUGUUGGCGCCAACUGAGUCUGAUGGCACGAGCCGGGCCACUGGCGGUCAUCAAACAAAGCCAGGCUUUGAAGAACUUCAGGAACUGCGAAAUGUUUAUGGGUCUCGCAGCCGGCAUCCAGUUGCGAAAGCUCUCCACAUGCCUUCCGUGGGGCAAUAUUCCCUCACCGAAGACAGCGAAACAGACGAAGCUGUUCCGGCGAAGAAAGCCACAGCACGUCGAGCUCGCCGGCCCGCAACAAAUCGUAGGGCAAAUUCUGCAGCGCCUCCUGAGGAUGGUGCCGGCGAGAAAGACGACUCAGAUGAUGACGGCGGAGACAAUAAAGUAGGCGAACAUAACCGUCUCGACGUUACCACGUAUCCAUUAUCGGAUAUCAACCAAAUCUUCAGCCUCAUUACCGAACAUGCCGUUAAUGAAGGUUUGUUGGAAGCCUCAACGGUCUUCGGGGAACAAGGCAUCAAGGUCGUCACUAUGUGCUCCGGCACAGAAGCACCUUUCGUCGCGCUCGAUCUUAUCCGAAAGUCGCUGCUCUCAUCCGAGGAACGCGAGAGAUUCAAGUAUCAACAUCUGGGCAGUGCUGAGAUCGAACCUUGGAAGCAAGCCUUCAUCCUCAGAAACUUCAACCCGCCAAUCAUAUUCCGAGAUGUCACGGACUUCGAGAAUCAUGCAGCCAACCCAGAAGACGAGGAUUGCUACCCUGUCACAGCCUAUGGAAAACGUGUCGAACCUCCUCGAGGUGCCCAUAUUCUGGUUGCUGGCUCUUCUUGCGUGGACUACUCUGCCCUGAACAAAGUCAAAUCUCAAUGGAAAGGAGAACGAGGCGAAGGCGAGUCGGCCAGAACAAUGAAUGGCAUCGGCGCCUACGCCAAAAUGUACAAACCCACUGUGAUCAUCAUCGAGAAUGUCGCCGGAGCCCCGUGGGAAAUGAUCAAGAUCUUCUGGUCCGAAAAAGGAUACGAAACGGUCAUUGUGAAGUUGAGCACGGUCGACUAUUAUCUGCCACAGACUCGCCAACGGGGAUACUUAUUCGGCGUGCACAAAGACAUUGCAGACCUGGCCGGAUUCGACAUUCAGCAAGCUCACAAGGAAUGGAUCCACUUGAUGGCUGGUUUCCAGCGUCGGGCAUCAUCCCCAUACUCAGAUUUUUGCCUCGACGAAGACGACUCACGCCUGCAAUCGCUUAGUCACGUUGUCACAGACAAGUGGAAGAGAGGAGGCUCUACUGACUGGGUCCAGUGCCGAAAGCGACACGUGCAGGAGCGUGUAACGAACAAGCUCGGAAGCGGUACCCCAUUCACCAAACGCCGAGGGCAUUCGCAAGCCCAAGUCGACGACUAUGCUGACCAAGCGUGGGCACUCAAGCAGAGCAAGAGAGUCCUGGACAUGUUGGAUAUCCGUCACCUCGACGACGUCGCUAGACGAGACUUCGAUAUGCGGUUCAAGCAUAGAAAUAUCAAUGUCUCGCAGAAUGUUGACCGAGAUCGAGACAAUCGCCAAUGGGGCAUCGUUGGUUGCGUUACACCUAGCGGCUGUCUCUUCGAGACGCGUAGAGGUGGCCCACUCACUGGUCUGGAAAUUCUCGGACUGCAAGGAUUUCCCACUGGAGAUCUUCAGCUUGAGAAGUACACAUCGAAUCAGCUCCAGGACCUCGCCGGAAACGCGAUGUCGACGACCGUCAUUGGCCCAGCGAUCCUCAGCGCUAUCAUGGCAUGCUUCCGCGUCCAUGAGGACAAUGAUGGAGAAACACAAAUCUUCGAGGUGACAAUGGACGAGUAUCACGACUCGAACGAGGACCAGUCCAUGGAGGAUGCGCCCCUGAGGGAAGCAUUCGAUGAACGAGAGUUGGAGACGAAUCCGAAUUGCAAAGCUCUCGUACCGCUCAAGGAAGAGUUUCCACAUAUCCGCGCUACGGAGGAAGGCCCAUACUCUCUGGUAAGCGUCGUGGAAAAAGCCCGCGAUCUCCAACCGCUAUGCCGUUGUGAAGGCCUUCACCGCCGCACUUCAGAAGAAAUUAUCUAUUGCCCAGAUUGCUAUUACACAUGCUGCAAGGGGUGCAGUAGAGACACACACGGCCACAAGGCGUUGAGCAAACUGGAAAUCUCAACAUCCCAUCGCCCAGUUGCCGCUACCUUUGCGAAGCUCUUGAUUAAUAUUCUACCUGCCGCGCUGCAAAAUCACAACGCGAGUGCCUCGUUGCCCUCUUUCACCGAGUCAUCUGCUGAAGAAAUCGAGCCCCGAGUCUCAGAAGCACUUCAGAGUCAAGUACAUUUUCAAGGCGUCAAAUUUGAGGGUUCCUGGAAAGCACUAUACGAAUCAGAGCAUGCCCUGCUGGAGCUCGAGUUCGUCCCACAUCGUCACAUGUGCGACCCUUGUGAAGAACACGAGAGACCGCAUCUCCACCUUGACGUCGCGCCGGUGUGGUUGCUCUUCGCGAAAGCUCCAGCAACGGAGCCCGUGAAGAGCAAGAUGCGAAAGUUGUUCAGACAUCCUAUUGCUAGAAUGACGCCAGAUGACAAUCUUUUCAGCGGCAGGUGGAAGCUCUGGGAUGGUCCGACACAGUCUUCGAAGGUUCACAUCAUCCGAGCAGGUGAGCAGGUCGCUUCGUGGGAACGGAGACUCGGACUUGAACAGGUGCCCUUUCGAGACCUGAACUCAUUUUCUGCUAUUGAAGUCAGCCCCUCGACUUCUGUCAACGUCAAAGCACAUUCGCUAGUUGAAGAAAUUGCAGGAAUAUACGAGCUUCUUCCACAUUGUCCUGCACCAAACGGCACACUACACCGGAGAGUGAGUAGCUCCGCACCUGGGAAAGCACCUUCGUUCCUCUCUCUGCAGUCUAAACCUCUGCAAGACGGUCGUCUCGAUCGCGUUGUGUUCUCAAAUCAACCUUUCCGACCAAUUGAAAUUGAUGAUAGAACGGUGCUGGCAGCCCUCGAUAGAACAUGGAGACCCGUCGCUACUGCCGAGGUGUAUGAGGGUGAAGAGGUCCUGUGUGAUCCUGUCAGCCUGUGGUCGGACUGUCCAGCCCAAGAACUUCAGAUGCCUAGAGACGAGAACACUGUCUGCAAGUGGGUUCUGAGAAAGGAGGCUGACCCCGUGGCUGCUGCCGCCUGCGUCAAUGCUCUGUCCACGAUCUUGCUCCUUGACUUAACUUGCGACGCUAACGCCAGAGCGAGACUGGAAAAUCGUCGAGAAAUGUGCAUUGUUCUGGAACGCAAACCUCAAGCAUUGAGCGAUUUUGGUUGGAUUCUCUCUCACGCGGCAAGCAUCCCGCAUCCCUGGGAUGAAUGGCAAAACAUCGACUUCUCAGAGGCUGUGGAGUGCGCAACUUGUUCACCUGCACAGCCCUGUAUUAAAUGGCUGCUGAAAAAGUCUGGCGCCAGCGAAACCGUCAAGGCCGUGGAGAGUCCACUUGAAGCUGCAGAAUACGAGAAUGCUUUAUGCAACAGACCCAACCCAGCAGUGGCACUUCUCCGGGAUGUUGACGGCAAGGCAUUACUUGACGUCAAGAUCAACAUAAAGACACUUGCCCAUCGCGCGGUCGCUCCGUUUCUCGUCAACCUCUCCCCGGGUUCUGAACUGCAAUCUCUGCAAUGGCGCCUGGAUCCUUACAAUCAGUUCAGUCCUAACCCGAAGUUUGCUCUGCCAAAGCUUCUGUCCAACAAGCUUGACAAGGUCGAUAAGAGCCUGAAAGAGAAGAUCGACCUAAAACGGGACUUGUGGAAGUCGCAGCUCCAGGCUCUCGCAUGGAUGAUUGAACAAGAGACCUCUCCCAAGGCAUGGGACGAAAUGUCUUUGACUGAAUCCUGCUUACCGGCGCUUGGGUGGAGACUGGAGGCCAAAGCACUCUUUCGCAAGCACAACGUUCGCGGCGGAGUCAUUGCCGACGAAGUUGGAGCAGGAAAGACGACUACCUCUCUCGCUCUCGUCAAAUACGACUACCAACGAUCUCAGACAGCGACCUCGACAGGAGCCGAGUCGGAUGAGGACGAUGGCAGACCGCACAUAGGGAAGUUGGAGACCAACGCCACGCUCAUACUGGUGCCCAAAAACAUUCUCAGCCAGUGGGAAGGCGAAGUUGGGAAAUGCCUCAAUUGGCACAAGCUUCGACCUACCGAGAAGCAUGGACUUGAACAGAGAGCUCCUUACUACAUUACAAUCAAGGACGUGCCGGAUUUGCAGAAGUACUCUCACGAACAGGUCAAAUCAGCCACCAUUGUUCUUGCCGCUUGGGACCUGCUCGGCCAUAAGAGUUAUUGGAACUACCUUCGCAAGAUCGCUUGCUCUGCUUGCACUCCCGAAGAUCCCGGACGUGCUUUUGAAGAGUGGUUGAAGGAGACUCUGCCUUGUCUCGACACCUGCGUCGAAGGACUAAAGAGGAGUGUCGCCGAUUUUUGGACGUCAUGGGACAAUGUCAGACAGCGGACGGAAACCGAUCACAAGUAUGAGAACUUUGAAGGCUUCCUGACGCGGCAGGCCAAGCGGGCCAUGAUGGCCAAAGAGCGUUCCGACGCGAAGAACAAGGCUGGCAAAGCCACUGGCACUACAGGCAACAAGGCACCUCAAGACAAGGAAGCCGUGGACGCUCGAAUCAAGGAAACAGCUCUCCAGAAAUCUCGGGAUGAACUAGACGGAUUCCGACGAGAUGCACAUCACCAAGGCCAACCCAUGCCUCCUCCUGUGCUGCUCCAUAUGUUUGCAUUCCGUCGCCUCAUUGUCGACGAAUACACAUACAUUGAGGGCGAAACGCUACUGGCGUUGCUCCAACUUGACGCAGCUAGGAGAUGGAUGUUGUCGGGAACGCCCGCCAUCCAGGCAUAUGACAGCCUCAAUACGACGGCAAAGCUGAUUGGCACCCAGCUUGCCGCGUAUGACGAGCACGAAGGGAAGUUCGGGUUCGGGAAGGACGCCACGAGGAUGACGCGCGACAAGUCUCAUGGGCAGGAGAUUCAGUCAUACCAGAACGUGGCGUCCGCUGCCUUCAAGGAAGCGGUGUACGAACGUGCGAGCGUCUUCUCGCACCAGUUCAUCCGCAAGAACGAGCCCUCCCAGGGGCGGGCUGAGGUGUCGACCUGUUUGUCGCAGGUCGCCCUCAGCCCAUCGGAGUGGAUCACCUGCUCCGACGUUCAAUCCUUGGCGAUGGACCCAGAUCGACCCUUCGGCAAGCCCCAGCCGACCACGAAGGUCGACAUGAACAAGGAAGUCCCUGCCAGCAUUUGGCAGUUGACAGACUUGGUCGAGCGGACGGCCUCUCCACAAGACGCCCGCAUCUGCUCCAGUUUCAUGCUGGAAGAGAUAUGGCCAGUAGUCCGUGGGGACGCUGGUCGUAGUCUCGACCGACAACUCAUCGGUGCUGAAAAGCACCGCAUGAAACAAAUCAUCAUGGAGCAGACAGAGCAUGUCCGCGCCCGAACCAGCGAGCUUCUCCCGCUCCUCCAGGAGCUUUGGCACAUGCACCGCUUGGUGCGCCAUGGGGACAAAGAAGCUGCCGCCAGCUUCACCGGCCUUAGGGCCAGUGUCAGCAGCGGCACGCUAGCGGACAUGCAUGCGGUCGCCGUCGUGGAGAGUCUGCUCGGAUACGCCCGAGAGAAUGAGGCUGUGCCGUCCUCAUUGCUCUCGAAGACCAAGAAGAACCCGGACGGUGCCGGUCGCGUGAACCUGCCGUGGGAUGCGGCGGAGAUGGGGAACGCGGCCGUCGCUGUCAAGGAGUUCGACUUGCGGAUAGCGCAGGUAGAGAAUCACGUUGAGAUUCUCAUGCGGGGCCUGCGUCGUCUGCGCCUGUUGAAGGCGGUCUUGGGCGCAUUCGAGCAGAGGCUGGGCGAAUGCUCUGGUUGUGGCGCUGCGCUGGCGUGGGAGGCGGCUGUUGUCUCGACGUCGUGUGGCCACGUCGUCUGCGGCGAGUGUGCCUCCGAGGCAUGCUGCGCGGCAGGCGAGGUCGGCGACGUCGUGCCCGUCUCCCGGUUCGCCGUCUCCUACGUCGGCGCAGAGGUUCCCGGCACGGUGACGUGCUCUCGACUCCGUCUCGCGGUGUCCCUCGUCCAUGGGGCCAUCGCGGCCACCGACUCGGUGUUGGUGUUUGCCCAACACAAAGGCAUCAAAAACGCCUUCAUCGAGGCGUGUGGUGAGGCAGGCAUUACCUGCCUUGACGGUUUCGAGGCCGGAUCCGCGGCGAGGGCUGUGGAGGCCUUCCGCGCGGCCGCGCCUGCCUGCCUUGUUCUCAAGGUGGACAGUGCCGACGCGGCCGGUUGGAACCUCCAGAGCGCCAACCACGUGGUGUUCUUGUCGGUGCCGGUGCUGGGUUCGGUGGCGGAGGAGGAGGCCACCAGGGAGCAGGCUGUUGGCCGGUGCUGGCGUCCUGGUCAGACGAAGCAGGUCUUCGUCUACCAGGUCGCUGCCGCCGAGACCGGCGAGCUUGAGCUGGUGGUCCGAGAGCGGGGCUCAACGGCGUGA
Molecule: messenger RNA, 6777 nt
Organism: Cladophialophora carrionii CBS 160.54
Lineage: Eukaryota; Fungi; Ascomycota; Eurotiomycetes; Chaetothyriales; Herpotrichiellaceae
Exons: 1
Coding region: 1-6777 (2258 amino acids)
Molecular function (GO): ATP binding; ATP-dependent chromatin remodeler activity; methyltransferase activity
Source: RefSeq, a predicted model, not a curated record